AUGAACCAUGUUAUACUAUCUCAUUCCUACAAUAAUAGGAACAAAGAUUCUAACAUGCAGCAGACUAAUACGCCCAUAUUCCUUCGAAUAAGCUCUGCAUUCACCACGGAGUCUGCAUCUACUCUCCUCGUUGCCACUGCGAACGCUGCUGUACUCAAACGCAACUUGAUACUUAAACCGUUCAAAGUUGAGUACGAGAGACUAUACAUGAUUAUGAAAGAGCAAAACGAUAAUCAUUCGCGCUUAGUGAAAACGUGUAAAGAAUUAACGGCUGAAAUUGCCACCAGUUCUAACAAAAUCCAAUCAGCGACAAAAGUGAGAGAGGCGAGUGCGAAGAUUCUCGAGGAACUCAGGAAAGAAAAGACGGCUCUCGAAGACGACUCGAAAGCGUCGGAAGAGCGCCAGAAAAAGGAAAUCGAAAAUAUGGAAAGUUCUCGCGAAGAGGCUAAAUAUCUACGCCAACAGAUGAGGCAAUUCAACGACGCUAGAGAUGCUGCGACUGAUGAACAAGGGACGACGCCAUUCGUAAUCUCCCAACUACAAGUGCUUCAAAAAGAGAGCAAACAACUCGAGGAUUUAGAAAAAGAGAUCGCCACGCUGAAUCGAGAUACUUCUGAGUGCGACUCCAUCACAGUGGCACUCAAACAGCAGGAAAAAGAAACAAAAAAGAAAACGGACAACAUUCGAGAGUCUCUGAAUAAACUGCGAACAGAACGCAAGGAAUCUGAAUCCACUUUGGCGAGCAAACGAUCAUUCACCCAACGUCAAAGAGAAAAACGAAAUUCAACAGCACAAGAGGUGAAGCAGGGAAGGUUGGAACUCAGCAGAAUCAGAAUUGAAAGGGAAACUGCUGAGCGACAACUUCAUGAGAUAGAGGAGACACUCAAAGAUGAACAGGGCACUGUAAGAGAAAUGCUCAGAGAGGAAGAACGACUCGAUAAAUUGUAUAAAAGUGUCAUCGAGGAGAAGGAAAAGUUAGAUAGAGAACUGAGGAAAGAACUCAGCAAAGUUGAUAAAAUAAUGCAAGACAACGCGGACAAGGAAACGGAAAUUCGCACGAAAAACGAAGAGAUCGACUCCGUGAAUAAAAGCAUUCGAGGAUUGAAAAAUCUCAUCAGUUUAUGCCAAGAGAGAACAGAGACGACGAAAAACGAAAUUGAAAGGCUCGAUAAGGAAAAGCAAGUGAAUAAAGAGCGACUAAUCGAACAGCAAUCAGCUAACCAACACUCGAAACACCGAUUCGAUGCUCGUAAAAAACGUGUAGAAGAUCUGAUCAAAGAAAGAGAUCUUCUCAAUAAGGACGUGCUCAAAUAUGCCGUGGAACUCUCAGAGGAGCACGCGAAAUACUUUGCUGCUCUUGAUGAAGUAAAAGCGAGAGAAGCGAGGGUUUCUGAGAUAGAGAAGAUGGUGGAAAAAGAAGAGGAGAAACUUCAACAACAGCAAGCACUUUACGAUUCAGUUCGAGCAGAUAGGAAUUUGUAUUCUAAGAGCUUGAUCGAUUGCAACGCGGAAAUCGAGGAAAUGAAGAGAAAGUUUAAAAUAGCAUUUCACAGGAUUGAGCAAGUGAACAGUGAAGUGAGGAAAAAAGAGGCGAAAAUUGUGAAUGUGGAUCUCGAGAGAACGAGAAUUGCCCGAGGAAAUGAUAGAAUUAAAGAAAGCCUCGACAGUGGCUUGGAAAGAAUACAAGGACUUAAAUGCAUUGUUGAUGUACAAAAAGGAGAAUCUGAGAAACUCAAAGUGGUUAUGGAAGAGGCAGAAGGGGAGGUGACCAAUUACGAGAAGGCGCUCGAAUCGGUGGUGUCAGAGCGUGAACUGCUCGAAAAGCAACUGUCGAACCGUGAGGCUGAGGUGAAGAAGAUGUAUGAGAAAAUACGUCUGCUGGAAUCCGACUUGCGUCAAGGAGACACUACAUUCAAUGGCCUGUUGAAAGAUCGUCGGGGUGUUGAUCGACAACUACUUGCAUUGCGAAGAGAAAUAAAUGAUAUGAAACUAGAAGUUGCCGAAGGGAAAUCACUGUUUCAACAGAAGAUGCGUUUGAGCAAAGAAAUACAGGCGGAGGUUCUCAAGUGCAGUAAGCUCCAACAGGAGCUUGAGAAACCGAUGAAUAUUCACCGUUGGCGAAGACUCGAGAGUUCGGACUUGAAGACAUUUGAGGCGUUGAAGAGGAUUCGUGAAUUGCAGCAUAGACUGAUUCAAGCACAGGAGAAAGUUGUUGAGAAAGAGAAGGAAAUCAGCAAAAAAGAGUCGGAAUUCAUGUCACUGAAAACCGCGCUGCAGAGGCAACCUGGACCAGAGAUCCAUGACCAGAUACUGCUACUUCAACAAGCGGUGAAGGAUAAGCAAGGUCAGCUGACGGCACUUGAGAGGAGCAUGAGAGGGUUCCGAGAGCAAUGUGAUGAGAACAGCGCUGAGGUGAAGAGACUGGAGAAGCAGAGGAAGGAAAUGAAUGACGAGUUUAUCGAGAAGUGUAAGGACGAUAUGGCCUGA
This is a messenger RNA of Perkinsus marinus ATCC 50983, 2487 nucleotides long. RefSeq lists its product as hypothetical. The record is from RefSeq and is a predicted model, not a curated record. Gene Ontology annotation, cellular component: cytoskeleton. The coding region runs from base 1 to 2487 and encodes 828 amino acids. Lineage: Eukaryota; Perkinsozoa; Perkinsida; Perkinsidae. The transcript has 26 exons.